AUGGCUUCUCUUCCUUUCACCUCCACUGCCAAACCUCACUUACUACCUCUUUCCAAACUCUCCAAACCCACAGAAUCCCAGAAAAUCACCCAAACCCAUUUCACAAAGCAUCAAGAAGAUGCAAAAAGCCAUCCCAUUUUCUUCAACAACUCUUACUUCCGCCAAAUAUCCUCUCUCUGCAAACAGGGCCAAGUCCCAGAAGCCGUUGACUUGUUCACCGAAAUGGGACUCAGAAACCUCCGAAUUGAGCCCGAAAUCUACGGCGAGCUUCUCCAGGGCUGCGUCUACGAGCGGGACCUUUCCACGGGUCGGCAAAUCCACGCCCGGAUCGUCAAGAGCGGCGAGUUCGUCGCGAGAAACGAGUACAUCGAGACAAAGCUCGUGAUUUUCUACGCCAAAUGCGAUGUUUACUCUGUCGCGAGUCGUAUGUUUCGGAUGGUGAGUGAGAAGAACGUGUUUUCUUGGGCCGCCAUUAUUGGACUCAACUGUAGGAUGGGUUUCUGCGAGGAAGCUUUGUUGGGAUUUCUUGAAAUGCUCGAAUUCGGGUUUUUGCCGGACAAUUUUGUCGUCCCGAAUGCGCUGAAAGCUUGCGGGGCUCUUCAGUUGGUUGGGCUCGGAAAAGGGAUUCAGGGGUAUGUUUUGAAAAUGGGUUUUGGCGAGUGUGUCUUUGUGGCAAGUAGUCUGGUUGAUAUGUAUGGGAAAUGUGGAGCUUUGGAUUGUGCACGCAAAAUGUUCGAUAGAAUGCCUGAAAGAAAUGUAGUAACUUGGAAUUCGUUGAUUGUUGGGUAUGUACAAAAUGGGAUGAAUGAGGAAGCUAUUAAGGUGUUUUAUGAUAUGAGAAUGGAAGGCGUUGAACCCACUCAAGUUACAAUGUCGGGCUUUCUUGCGGCUUCGGCUAAUAUAGGCGCAUUAGAAGAGGGUAAGCAGGGUCAUGGAUUAGCAGUUGUAGAAGGGUUGGUGUUGAAUACCAUUUUGGGGAGUUCCAUUAUAAAUUUUUAUUCCAAGGUUGGUCUGAUGGAGGAUGCUGAAUUAGUUUUCAGUAGUAUGGUUGAGAAAGAUGUGGUGACAUGGAACUUGAUCAUUUCUGGUUAUGUGCAAUUUGGAAAGGUGGAACAAGCAAUCGGAGUGUGCCGUCAGAUGAGAACGGAGAAUCUGAGGUUUGAUUCUGUGACUCUGGCAUCCUUCAUGUCUGCUUCUGCUGAUACGGCUGAUUUAAAACUUGGAAAGGAGGGACAUUGUUAUUGUAUUAGAAAUGAUCUCAAUUCUGAUGUAGUUGUCGCGAGUAGUAUUGUAAAUAUGUAUGCCAAAUGCAAGAGAAUUGAUUGUGCAAGACAAGUUUUUGACUCCAUUACAAAGGGUGAUCUUGUGCUGUGGAACACAAUGUUGGCUGCAUAUGCGGAAUUGGGUCACAGCGGUGAGGCCUUGAAGUUGUUCUAUCAGAUGCAGUUAGAAAGUGUGCCACCAAAUUUAAUAUCAUGGAACUCGGUGAUUUUAGGAUUUCUUAAGAAUGGCCAGGUCAAUGAGGCAAAAGACAUGUUUUUGCAGAUGCAGUCUGUCGGUGUUCAGCCGAAUCUGGUUACAUGGACUAGUCUUGUCUCUGGUUUGGCGGAGAAUGGUUUUGGAUGCGAAGCAAUUUUUGCAUUCCAGCAAAUGCAGGAGGCUGGAAUUAGACCAAAUGUUGUAAGCAUUGUCUCUGUUCUCUCCGCUUGUAUAGACAUGACAUUACUACAGUGUGGAAAGGCAGUACAUGGUUAUUCAAUAAGGCAUGCACUUGUCUUGUCAAUUCCACUAGCAACAUCUUUAGUGGACAUGUAUGCUAAAUGUGGGAAUAUAGAUCAAGCAAAGAAAGUGUUUGAUAUUACUAAUGAAAAGGAAUUGCCCAUCUAUAAUGCAAUGAUCUCUGGUUAUGCAUUACAUGGUCAAGCAAUGGAUGCUCUUGCAUUGUAUAGCAGUUUAGAGGAAGUAGGCACUGAACCGGAUAGCAUAACAUUUACCAAUGCCUUAUAUGCCUGCAGCCAUUCUGGCCUGGUCAAUGAGGGUUUGGAGCUUUUCGUUGAAAUGGUCUCGAAACAUAAUAUAAAGCCAAGUAUGGUUCAUUACGGCUGCAUGGUUAAUCUACUCUCUCGAUGUGGCAAUUUGGAUGAAGCCUUUAGGCUUAUCACCUCAAUGCCUUAUGAGCCAGAUGCACAUAUUUUUGGAUCAUUGCUUGCUGCCUGUAGGGAAAACAACAAUAUUGAACUAGCAGAAUAUUUGUCCAAAAAAUUGAUGGAAUUAGAGCCGAACAAUUCAGGAAAUUAUGUGGCACUGUCAAAUGCAUAUGCAGCUGCUGGAAAGUGGGAUGAGGUAGAAAACGUGAGGUAUUUAAUGAAAGGAAAGGGCCUGAUGAAGAUUCCUGGAUGUAGCUGGAUUCAAAUUGGAGAAGAAUCUCAUGUCUUCGUUGCUGGCGACAAAUCACACCCCAAAUUGGAGGAGAUCAAUUGGACAUUGUCUUUGUUAAGAUGGGAAAUUUGGUCGCUGGAACUCAACUAUUCCCUCUAAAGGAUUCUAGUUCAUGAGAUGUCGCUGCAAAUUUUGCAAACAAGGUUAACUUGCUGCAGCUUUCUGACCCUGU
Molecule: messenger RNA, 2611 nt
Organism: Morus notabilis
Lineage: Eukaryota; Viridiplantae; Streptophyta; Magnoliopsida; Rosales; Moraceae
Product: pentatricopeptide repeat-containing protein At5g55740, chloroplastic
Exons: 2
Coding region: 1-2538 (845 amino acids)
Biological process (GO): RNA modification
Molecular function (GO): RNA binding; protein binding
Source: RefSeq, a predicted model, not a curated record